Molecule: messenger RNA, 1606 nt
Organism: Dermatophagoides farinae (American house dust mite)
Lineage: Eukaryota; Metazoa; Arthropoda; Arachnida; Sarcoptiformes; Pyroglyphidae
Cellular component (GO): nucleus
Molecular function (GO): acyltransferase activity, transferring groups other than amino-acyl groups
Source: RefSeq, a predicted model, not a curated record
AUGGCAUCAGCUUAUGGAAAUAAGAAUGAACCGAUACCGAUUGUAGAUAGAGAAAAGCUUUGUUUACCGACUUUUUAUACAAGUCCGACUGGUGUUAAAUAUUCACUUGAUACAUGGCAAGAAUCCGAUGUUAAUGGUUUAUAUGAAAUAUUCCACGAUGUUAUUGAAGAAGGUCAAACAUAUCCACAAGAAACAAUAAACCUGGAUGAAUUUCGACAAUAUUUUCUUUCCAAAUAUUGUUUCAUCAUUCGUUUAGCGGAAUCGACUAGUCCAGAUUCUAAUUCAAUCGUUGGUGGAUUCUAUAUAAAACCAAAUUUUCCUGGAAGAUCAUCACAUUUAGCAAAUUAUGGUCUUUUGGUGAAUCGAAAAUAUCGUGGACAAGGAUUGGCAAAUUUUAUGGUCGAACAAUGUAUUCGUUUGGCACAAUUAUUAAAAUUUAAAGCAUUAUAUACAAAUCUUGUUUACGUAACGAAUAUACCGUCGAUAAAAACAUGUCAACGUUAUGGUUUUCAAAUAGUUGGUCGAUUACCAAAAGCAGGCAAUUUAAAACAAUUUGGUUUUACAGAUGCAUUACAAUUUUUUAAAGAUUUAGAACAAUAAUGAUUUCAUUCAUCAUUACAAUAAAACCACAAAAAUUUUAUAUUGAAAAAUAAUUUGUAAAUAAUCAUCAUCAUCAUCAUUUUGAAUCAUCGCAUUCAUUUGUUGGAAAAUAAUCAACCAAACACAUGAUGAGUGUCCAAUUCAGAAAGUUCGAAAAAAAUCACCCUAUGAAAUUGGAUGAACGAAUAAUGUCGUAUCAUCAUACGAAAGUAGAUGGCAGCAAUAGGUCUAUAUUUGAUCAUUCUAAUAGUGAAUGAUUGGAAAUUAUUUCAUUCAUCAUUCAUUUAUGUACAACAAGAACAACAAGAAUUUUAUUUCAAAAAAAUUUGUAAAUUUAUUAAUUAUAAUCUGGUUCGAUGAUUUGAACUUGAUCACAAGAUGAAUCAAGAUUUGAACAUUUGCCAUUUAUCAAUUUCCAUCAUGAUCAUUGUUAUCGCCAUCGUCAAUCCGUUGCCAAUAUGAUUUUUUUUUUGUCUAGAAAAUGAAAAAAAAGUUAGAUUAUUAUGACACUUAUGUAAUAAACAAACAAAAAAAAUUACCUGAAAAUGAUUGUUUAAUAAUAAUUGUUGUUGUUUAAAAAAAAAAAACACUUGAAUCGAUGAUGGUCCAUUAACAAGAAACCUGUAGAAACGAGCUUCUGACACCUAAAAAUGUCUACAAAAGCCCGGAUUCUACAGGGUAGCUCGAGAAUGGAAUAAAUAUAUCAAUAUGUUUGUUGAAUGUUGUUCAAAAAAAAUUUGAUAUCAUAAAACUAAACACUGGAAUUCUGGAACUACGAAAGAAAAUGGAAUAAAUAAUGAGAAAAACAAAACACAGUACACACACACUACACACAUACAACAAACAUAAAUCAUUGGAUUAUCUUUCGAAUGUUUAGGACGAAAACAAAUGGAUGGAUGGAUGGAUGAUGGUCAUGAUCAUGACCAGAGGCCAACUAUACAAUGAAUGAAUGAAUGAAUGAUAAUUAUCUCUACCAUCAUUCAACAACAACAAUAACAAUCAUCUC